Messenger RNA from Stegodyphus dumicola, 1612 nucleotides. RefSeq names its product inactive pancreatic lipase-related protein 1-like. The record is from RefSeq and is a predicted model, not a curated record. Gene Ontology annotation, biological process: lipid catabolic process. Lineage: Eukaryota; Metazoa; Arthropoda; Arachnida; Araneae; Eresidae. Gene Ontology annotation, molecular function: lipase activity.
CAAGGUCAGUCUUGUAGGAGGAGCUCGAAGAACCCAAUUUCAUCAACAAUCAUGUCCACAGGCGAAGCAUUUCGUCAUCGGACUCAUGAGUUCUACCACGUUUAACACACGAGUUCUGCUUUUUCUGUUGUUAAUCGAGGCUUUAUGUGCAUCCAGCUUAAUAAGUAUUGCUGCAAUUGCUAAAUGCGAACACUAUAUGUGAUUAUUGUCGUACUUUUUUUGACCAAAACGAAUCAGGGCAUUUGCCCACUCUGCCCGCAGGCAGCAACGGAACCAGUCGGAAGAAUUCGAAUCUCAAACACGAACACGCAGACGAUCAUUUGUUUUACUAGUUUGACGUAUAUUAAAUACAAGUGAAGAAUGUACCGGAAGUUUUGGUUUGUCGCGACAAUUUGCGUUGUAGUAGAAGGCUUAGGAAUUUUUGAAAAUCAAGCCAUCAAAAAGAUAUUCCAACAAGAUCCGUCAUUUUGCUUUAAACCUUUUAACGCUACUGGUUGCAAUAGUACUGUGUGGAAUGCGUUUCCAUCAGACAUACCUUCAAUGAAUUCUUCUAAUCCUAAACAGCUCACCUUGGCUUUCUUAUUCACACCAAAGAAUUCUAAAUAUCCAGAAUUUUUGCACCUGUGCGAUGGAAAAUUACCAGACAACACCAACUUCAAUCCUAAAUUUAAAACUGAAAUCAUCAUUCAUGGCUACUUGGAUGGGGCUUGCAGAUCUGCCUGGAUGAGGGAAAUGAAAGACGAAUUAUUUAAAAGAGGCUCAUACAAUGUGAUAUUCAUCGAUUGGACGUGGGGUAACGGGCCGAAGUACGAUGAAAGUGCAGCGAACACUAAAAUAGUCGGCAAACAAUUGGCAAUUUUGUUGCAGAAUAUCAUGAAUCAGAGUGGUGCUGGGCCUGAAAAAUUCCACCUGAUAGGCCAUAGUUUUGGGGCUCAUAUAGCUGGAUUUGCUGGAAAAAUCGUGAAAAAUAUAAGACGGAUUACAGCUCUAGAUCCUGCAAUGGCACCUUUUCAAAACAAAUCUAAGGAUGAAAGGCUAGAUUCAACAGAUGCAAAUCUCGUGGAUGUCAUCCAUACAAAUGCUGGAACAGAAGUUGGUGAAGCUAUUGGUGAUAUCAAUCCCUUGGGUCAUGCUGACUUCUAUCCCAAUGGAGGCAUAAAACAAGACAGUUGUAGGCUGCAAAUCCUUAAAUCCUACUUAGCGCUGGAUUUCUUGUAUGCUACUAUAUCUUUGGUGCCCAGAGUGUGUAGUCAUAUGCAAGCCGUACAAUAUUACAAAGCAUCAAUUAAUCCCAAAAAGUGUGAAAUUAUAGGAGUACAAUGCCCAGAUUAUGAGAGCUUCGCAUCUGGCAAGUGUACGUCAUGUUACAGAAAUGGAUCCAACUGCGCAGUUAUGGGAAUGAAUCACGAAUAUUAUACCAAUAGGCGAAAUUUUACUGGUAUUACUACAGUUCCUCGGAAAUUCUAUCUCAACACAACAUUAACAUACCCUUACUGUGAUAAUAGUGCUUUAACCUUCGUCUGAUUAUUGAUUAUGCACAAUCUGCUAGUACAAAUCAUUUUUGACAAACUGAUUGUAUUAUUUAAUUGUAAAUAAAUGUUAUUUUUUUACC